Molecule: messenger RNA, 528 nt
Organism: Lactuca sativa (garden lettuce)
Lineage: Eukaryota; Viridiplantae; Streptophyta; Magnoliopsida; Asterales; Asteraceae
Source: RefSeq, a predicted model, not a curated record
AUGAUUGAAGCUAUUGGACAAUUUGGUCCCGGGUUGAAACCACCAUCUAUGUAUGAGUUAAGAGUGCCGAUACUGAAUAACGAAGUAAAAGAUGUUCAAAAACAGCUUUUGGAGCAUGAAGAAGAAUGGGCUGAAAAAGGCUGCUCUAUAUUAUCCGAUGGAUGGUGCGAUUAUGUGGUGCAAAAAGACAUCAUCAACUUCAUGGUGAACUCCCCAAAGGGUUCGGUAUUCAAGAGGUCACUUGAUGUUUCCGAUGUUUCAAAAGAUGCAGAUUUGUUGUUCCGUGUUCUUGAUAAAAUGGUGGAGGAAAUUGGUGAAAAGAAUGUGGUGCAAGUGGUGACCGAUAAUGCAUCAGCUUAUGUGAAGGCGGGCUUUGUAGGGAAGUUGUUGGAAGCUAAAAGACCAAAUGUAUAUUGGACACCAUGUGCCGCACAUUGCCUAGAUUUGAUGUUGGAAGAUAUUGGCAAACAAGUUCCAAAGGUGAAAAGUGCAUUAAAGAAGUCGAUUUUUGCAAUUGGGUAUAUAUAG